GUCUGGGACUAGGUUUCGAAUUUCCGCCUGGGUCAUUCCGAUGGCUGACAUUUCAUCUUAUAACAGUUUCAGUUUUUCAUACAUAAAACACUCAUUACUUAUAUUGUUUAAAUUCGGUGAUUUAAACUCCGUUUUAUCUGGCUUAUUCCUCUUUUUGUUUUCUUAUAUACCGUUUUAAAUAAUCUUUCCAAAAGAAAAUUCAUUUCAUUACAGCUUUGAAAUGCAUGGUAUAUUAGCUACGACGACCGAACAAACGGAUAUAUAUUUAAAUUAGCAAAAGCACACACGAUUAACUAUUGCAGGUCGCAUGUGUAACUAACUGCAUUUACUGCCAUUCGCAAGCAUAAGAGGAAAUAUGAACAAAUGCAAUAAAAAACAACUACUCCUUGUAUAAUUUAAACCCAGUUUUAAUGCGUUGUUUGAACUUCGUUGGUCAAAGUACAGAAGAAAACGUUUCCUUAUUGAGUAUAUCAACUUUCAGAUAGUUUUUGUUGUUGUUCCUGUAAAUGGUAAUAGAUGCAUCUUAAUUAGUUACACCCUUCUGCCAGUAAUGAGAAAAAUAGAUUUAAUUGAGGGUAUUUGAAUCUUAUACUAUUUCCCGCGUCAACAGUUCUAGACAUUUGUUGAUAUUUUGUUCUGCCAUGCUUCUGGAUACGCGGAAGCGGAAAAGCUGAGUCUCUACGAAGCGCUGCAGAUUACAGAGGCUCUCCCGUGUCCCAUUUGAGCAGUGCCAAGAAAGGGGAUCGGUCGCCUGGGCAAAAACAUCAGGGUAACAGCGCGACAGACAGCUCAAGUGGCGUUUCCAAAAAGCAUGAAGUGCUUGCUGAUCGCAAGUGAGAGUGCAGAAGUUCUCUUCUAUUGGGCUGACCCGCAUAUCCAGCAGAGCAUUCGCAACCAAUAUGAAGGAUCCCAGGAAGAAGGAGGCAGGCCUCCAGCUUUUGAAGACAGCAUCAACACUCUGUUUGCCCCCAUCAUCAUCUCCUGCAGCACGAUGAUCGACAGGAUGGGAGACAGCUACACCUCGUUCAGCACAGAGGACCAGCACGUCUACGUUCUCCGUCAGUUUGAAGACUGUCUGUACAUUGCUGUAAAUGGGGAUGGUGAGGAAACUGAGGAAGACCUGAAGAGGAAAAUAUACGUGAUGAAGAAACUGACGGAGGUCCACUUUGGGAUGGUGACACUCAGCAGUUCCCUGCUGAGGAGAGAACUCCGACCCCAUGAUACAGAUCAAAGAAAUCGCCUGUGGAGGAAGUUUCAAAGCCUCCUGGGGACCUACAGUCGGCUGCGAGAGCAGGACCAGAGCUUCCUGGUGGAGGCUGUGGAGAGGUUGAUCCAGCCCACGCUUUGUGAACAGUGCAUCGAGUUCCUGGAGCGUCGGCUGGUUCAGACGAUCAACAGCAGCGCGGAGCGAGCGGGGGAGGAAGCCCUGCACGCCUUCAUCCUGGUGCACACCAAGCUCCUGGCCUUCUACUCUAGCCGCAGUGCCAGCCCUCUCACUUCCUCGGACCUACUGGCCUUGAUUCUGAUGGUGCAGAACCAGUAUCCCAGCAACAGUGACCUAGAUGACAUGAGCCCAGAAGACACCCAGAACAGUUCAGCACCUGACAUGUUCUACACUCCAGAGACUUCCCCCACUGGCAGGCAGUCUGGUGCAGAACAGCCCUGUGUUCCUGUCUUUCAGUUUGUCGACCCUGACAUUCAGGUAGCAGAGGACAGCUUACAGACCUUAGAAGCACCACCUAUGGACCCUGCUCUGCCUUCUAGAGUCUUCCUUGAAGCUAAUUUGAAAGACGCCUUUUGUCCCAUGAUGCCGCACUCCAUGUACUGCCUGCCUCUGUGGCCUGGUAUCACACUGGUGCUGCUGACAAAGAUCCCCAACUGCCAGGUGGCUGUGUCAGUCUACUGCUUCCUGGAGACCUUCACUCAGCUGGAGAGGAAGCUGAGUGACCUGCAGGGUGGAGCGGCUCUUCCCCGCAGCCAGCACUCCUUGCAUGACCUCCGCGGCAAGAUGGACAAGUUUGUACGAGCCCUGGGCAGCAGCAGCAUGCAGGUUACGUGGAAUGAUUUCAAAAACAAGGUUUUCUCCAGAGGUGGACCAGGAGUUAGUAAAGAACUACUGCCCUAUUGCCGGAAUAUGAAGACCCAGCUGUGUAACCUGUACAGGCAGUGCUUUGUAGCAGAUGGGCCUAGGGACUGCCAGCGCCUGGCCCCCAGUCUGCAGGAGCGAGCCCGGCUCAUGGUGCAAGAGCAGCUCCUGGACUGGAAGGAUUUCCUGCUGGUGAAGAGCAGAAGGAACGUCACUAUGGUGUCGUAUCUGGAGGAGUUCCCCGGCAUGGUCCACUUCAUCUAUGUGGACCGUACAACAGGCCAGAUGAUCGCACCAUCCCUUAGUGUUACGGACCAUUCCAUUUCAGAGUUGGGGAAGGGGCCAUUGGCGCGUUUUAUUAAAAACAAGGUGUGGAGCUGCGUGGGAACCGCACGGCGCUACCUGCAAAAGGGCUACACCACCGUCACCCUCAGGGACGGCGACUAUUACUGCUGCUACUUCCUGUGGGUGGAAAGCGAGACGGGUUACAAGCUGGAGGUGGUCGACCCCCCGGUCCUGUCAGAUGACUCUGCCCCCGUAGGGAUGCUAGCCUGGGAUUACUACAAGAGACUGCUGAGGUACUACACUAAGAACCAUCAGACAGAGGUAGUCAAAUGCUAUGAGCUGUUGACCAUCCACCUGGGCGUCAUCCCCAGCGAGUGCAUCCUCCAACACUGCUACCAGCUGGCCUGUAAGCUGUGGGAGCCGUCCCGCAUCCCGCUGCUGUGAGAGCCACCAGGGGAAGCGGUGUGCGUCAUUGAGAGCUCCAGGGGACAGUUUCAUGAGCCAAAACAACCUGCAGUCUCUAAUAGAAAGAGCCUCAGAUCCUCCGCACAAGGAAGGCAAGGCAGGCUCAGACACAGUGCCUCCUGGAGGUCAUCAAGAGAAUGACAGCGCUACGGACAAAAUUAAAGAAGUCCUGUUUGCUCGGUC
This is a messenger RNA of Brienomyrus brachyistius, 3019 nucleotides long. It is a transcript of the gene hps1, whose product is annotated as HPS1 biogenesis of lysosomal organelles complex 3 subunit 1. Lineage: Eukaryota; Metazoa; Chordata; Actinopteri; Osteoglossiformes; Mormyridae. The record is from RefSeq and is a predicted model, not a curated record. The transcript is spliced from 18 exons. The coding region runs from base 812 to 2815 and encodes 667 amino acids. Gene Ontology annotation, molecular function: guanyl-nucleotide exchange factor activity. Gene Ontology annotation, cellular component: BLOC-3 complex. Gene Ontology annotation, biological process: vesicle-mediated transport; melanosome assembly.